Messenger RNA from Knipowitschia caucasica, 360 nucleotides. Lineage: Eukaryota; Metazoa; Chordata; Actinopteri; Gobiiformes; Gobiidae. The record is from the annotation of a GenBank genome assembly.
AUGGACAACAGAGACACCAUGAUGCCGGACGACCACUAUAGCUCCAAACAGGAGAAAACAGAUACAAUCAAGGAGAUGGAUAAAUUCUUGGGUCGGUUCUAUUCGGGACACAGCGAGGAGGAGCUGAGAGCCUUGCACAUCCAGAUAGACGCCAACUGCGAUGGAACCGUGGACUUCAAUGAGCUGCUGGACUUUGAACUGGGGAAACACUUUGCCGCCAAGAACCGGCCCUUUGACAACAUAUUUCCUUUGCCGAUUGAAAUAGUCGACGGAGGGCACCAUAACAAAAUUGUCAAAAUCGUGGCGAGGCUAGCGGAUAUGCCGGAGAAAACAACAAAAGAGGUCCUCGGAAAUACAUAG